UGGCUGAAUGUGAUUCAAUGUCAAUCAUGUACAUCAAUUUUGACGAGAUCCGCACCCUUUGGAUCCAGGUCAAGACAUUGGUGCGCGUUCACUGAGAACAAUAACAUACUAGUAGUGAUCAAGAUGGCACUGAGAGGAUCUGUGUUACUUCUCUCUCUGUGGACUUUUAUACCGGGUGCCAUUGCUUCACCGUGUUCCCCGGACAACCGAACCUCUGAUUUAUCACAAUGUCUGUCCACAAUGAUCAACAAUGCCAAGGACAACACUCGUUUCUGGUAUGGCACGAGCUACCCCGCCCGGUGUCCUAACCCCUGGGGAUCUGUGGAUUGUUUCAACCCAAACCCCUACCGGGCGGAUAGCCUCGUCUCCCGUGUGUUUGGCCCAGGAUAUGUCCUCCAAGAUUCUUUGAUUACAACGUUUCUGAGCGUGACUUUUGAAACUGGAACAGGGUCCUAUUCUGGCUGUGGAAACGUGUGGACGGUGACCGAGAACCGAAGGAUUGAUUUAGACCCAGCAGUGACCGACAUCUACAGACCGUGGAGCGUCCGGAAUCGUCCGACCAUGACGUGGUCCGCCAAUCAGAGUGAGCUAUACACUCUUAUCGUGUUUGACACGGGGUAUUUGAUUAACCACGGGAUCUUCUUGAACAUACCCGGAAAUAAUAUAAGCCAAUCCGAGAUUUUCAAGGACUUCCAUGGCCCUCGACCAACACGGGCCACACCAAAUGUGUAUGCAUUCCUUUUGUUUAAACAAUCUGGGCGGAUCCAGCUUUCCGAGGAGUGGAGGCAAAAACUAGCGAACUCCAUGAUCACCAGCGAACCUAAUCCCUAUAACAUGACAGAAGCAAUAAACUACCUCAAUCUUACAGGUCCGGUGGCCAUGAAUUGGAUGAGUAUCGCCAUCGAUGCGUACGCUGUCCAGCUGAUGAUUAACGACAGAAUCCUGUUUGCUUGUCCAAACCUCGUGUCGGAAGCAUUGAAAAACCAUAACCGGACGUUUAUCCCCAAGGGAGCCUCAAUGACAGUUUUUGUUGACGUCACGUUCUCGCCGAUUGCCGUUACGUUUACCUCCUGCUGUACCACGUAUUCCAAACCACAACGGUCCUUUCAGCUGAAUCCGCUAGGGGACGCUUCUGUGGGUUCUUGGGACGUCCGGUCUGACGCUAACCCUGUCCCUGAUAUAUCAGCGCUGGGAUUUUACAUGCAAAGAAAAAACUUUACUGGUAAGACCUUCACGCUGCUGUGUGUAGACCCAGAUGUUCCCCGAGCGACAGCGGGGACACAGGAGCGCCCCCUACUUCACUGGAUGGUUGUGAACAUCCCCGAGGGUCGGGUAGCUGAGGGGGACACGGUGAUGACGUAUAGAGGCCCCCAGCCGCCAGAUACUGCCCAUUAUUACUAUUUUUUGUUGUACGAACAAACAAAUUCGAUAAACACUACUGAGGCUGCAAAUUACACAUAUCCGCCAAUCUCCAGAUUCUUAUUUGAUAUUUCGAGCUUUACGUCUGAUAAUUCCUUGAGUCUGGUGGGGACCAGUUGGUUUGUUGCUAAGCCCGAUGAAUAUACGCGCCAUUUGUACACGUCAUCAGGUGGGAAUUUGACGUCACUCUGUGCCGGGCAACCGAACUUUGACACGCCCUGCCCUGUAUCGGGCUCCACCCAUUGGGGGCCAACAUUGUACCAGAUGUUGCUAACUCUCUGUUGUUUCUUGUCAAUCAAAAUGAUUGUAACUUCAAACUGAAACAUUCAGAUUCUAAUUACUAGUUACGUGUAUUUCUUCACAUGUUUAUACGCAAUGGAUCAAAAGAUCAUAAUCACAAAUCCAAAGAGUUUCCUAUAAUCAAAAGUUAUACAUAAACUUUUUUUUAUAAAUUAUUUAUUUUGUAUACAAUGUGGGUUUUUUUUUCGUGUUUUUCUACUUUUUUAAUUAAUUUCAUUAAAAUAAUAUA
Molecule: messenger RNA, 1948 nt
Organism: Magallana angulata
Lineage: Eukaryota; Metazoa; Mollusca; Bivalvia; Ostreida; Ostreidae
Exons: 9
Coding region: 124-1740 (538 amino acids)
Source: RefSeq, a predicted model, not a curated record